ACCGGAAACAGUGUAUAACGCUUUUUCCGCAUCUAUCAUCCCGUGUGUCUCAGCUCCAAACUAAAGAGGAGAAAAAAAACAAAUGCCUGAGUUCAUUUAUUUAUUUAUUUAUUUUAAAAACACCUUGGUGAGUUAAAAAUGACGGAGAGGAGUAACGUUACAGACGGCCGCAGCUGAACGGAGGUGUUGCUGUUAAACUGCAGGAGCGGAAGUUGUUCAACCAAAACAGUCGGCGGUAGUCGGGGCAGUGUUUCAUUUAUUGUGUUGAGCGGUGUGGAGGGAAGAAGACCUCUUUUUGGAGUUUGUGAUUAUCUACACUUGAAGAAGGCGCUUGGGCAUACAGGUGCCAUGAGCAGUGAGCUGAACGUGCCUAUGGGCUCCCCUGCCCCAGGGGCCUCAGAGAGGGGUGCGGACGGCGGCGGGAUGGACUACAGGGACUGGGUGCGACGCAGUUACCUGGAGCUGGUCAGCUCCAACCAUCACUCAGUGCAGGCCCUGUCCUGGAGGAAACUCUACCUAAGCCGGGCCAAGCUGAAGGCCUCCAGCCGGACCUCUGCACUGCUCUCUGGCUUCGCAAUGGUGGCCAUGGUGGAGGUGGAGCUGGAGGUACAAUACACUUACCCUCACGUGCUCCUCAUUGCCUUCAGCGUGUGCACCACAGUGCUGGUGGCAGUGCACCUCUUCGCUCUGCUGAUCAGCACCUGCAUCCUGCCCAACGUGGAGGCCGUGAGCAACAUCCACAACCUCAACUCCGUCAGCGAGUCGCCCCACGAGCGCAUGCACCACUACAUCGAGCUGGCGUGGGGCUUCUCUACGGCCCUGGGCAUCCUGCUGUUUUUAGCGGAGGUGGUGCUCCUGUGCUGGAUCAAGUUCUUGCCCGUAGACUCCAGAAAGCAAACCACCUGUAGCACCACAACAGCCAUGAACGCAGCGACGGUUACGCCACCUGUGACACAGGGCAGCGGCUGGCAGGCUGCGCUGGCCUCCACGAUCAUCAUGGUCCCAGUGGGGGUGAUUUUUCUGGUGUUCACCAUUCACUUCUAUCGCUCCCUGGUGCGCCACAAGACAGAGCGUCACCGCGACGAGAUUGAGGAACUGCACAAGAUUAAGUUGCAGCUAGACGGCCACGAGAGAGGCCUCCAGACAGUGUGAUAACAUGACGGCAGCUUUACAGACUUCUCUUUGUAUCCCAUAUUUAUCAAACCCUCUCCCUUCUCUGACAGUUGUUUUGGUCAUUGUUAAAGCCUUGCUUGGGACUUGUAGACAGCGAGCUUAAGAGCUCUUCACUUUACAGCACAAGCCAGACUUCUAAUUUAUUCUUAAGGUUAAGAUAUGUUGUAAGAUUUGUGCAGCGUCUGUGUUUUAGAUCUGUAAAACUUGAUGGUCAAAGAGGUUUACAGGAAAAGGGCUAAUAUGUUCUGUGUGCCAUUUUUGUGCCAUGUCUGUGUUUAUUUGUUAGGGUUGGGCGAUAAAUAGCUGGUUACAUGUACAUGUCAAAUAGAAACCAGAUUCGCUCAGAGGCUCGCAUUAGCUCUUAUCAUCUCGCCAUGUUCACCCUGUCACACUGUCCUCAGCUCGUUGUGUUAACCGCAAAGAGCCGAGUCAUGCGUCAUACGUUUCACUCCGACUGAUCUGACUUUGAUUGAGGGCAUUUCAGCACCAUGUAUACAAGGGGAAAAAAACAAACAAACGUGAAACUUGUUGUAAAGUCUUAAGCAAUGUUCCUGUAAAAUUGUUACUGUUUUUUUUUUAUGUUCAAAAUCUCAGACAAGCCUCAGCUGUUUUGUCACGUUCCUCCUUUGAAUAGCUUUUACUAUCUUUUACAAAGACCCCGUAAAUGUAAAAGGUGUCAAACCAGUUGAGUCUGCAUACCCAUGCUGCUCAAUGGAUUAAAUAUGAAUGUGUUACAGUCCAAAUAUAGUUCUGCCUUACAGAAUCAUUGCCUUUUAUGAACUGCUGUUUAGCUUAAGGUCAUAACGGAUGCAGAGUUUAAAUCAAUAAAGUUUAAACAGCCCAAAGGGUUCUGGGGGAAAAAAAAGGUCAAAACGGUGAAGAGUAUGAAAUGAGAAGAGUCACAGAGUGCAUGUUGUAAUCAGCAUGACCUCCAGUUCACAUACUAAAUAUCUGAGACCUUUCUGUGAGUGUGGGUUAACUAAAAGAAUCAAAACACACACACACACACACACACACACACACACACACACACACACACACACACACACACACACACACACACACACACACACACACGGUGAGUUGGCACUGCCUUAGAUGAGGUCAAAAAGUAAAAUGUACCAACCUGUUACCACAUUCCAAAUACGAUGACUGACCAAAGCGUUGCUCAGUUGUUCAUUUAUAUUUUAUGCUUCUCAGUUGAGACAAAAGUGCACUUGUAGUUUAGGUGUACAGCGAGCAAGUGCCGGGGAGCACCUUUCUUUGUCUCAUGUCCGUGGAUUUGUGUUUCUUAAAUGAAUACUUCAGAGGUCUUGGAGACCUGUGUUGGAAGAUGAAAUUCUCAGCCUGCAGCAGACUUCUGAAAUAAAGACAAAUAUUGAAGUUCUCAUUAUCUUGUGUAUGUCUUGAAUAAAAAACAUAAUGGGUUUGCAUGAAGUGAAAACGGGAAUAUCUCCAUGUUGGACUGCCAUGAGAUUUUGUACAGACUCCAUCAGGUUAUAAUUUUAAAAAAUGAUAAUAACUUUGAUCAUCUUUUAAAAACCACUAUGAUCAAUAUUUUUGAAUUAUAUAUCCAACAACUGUGAAAUCAAUGUGAAAGGGAUCGAAUUAUUGCCUGAAUCUGCAUCUCCCCUCCGACUUACUGAGCUUUAUACACUCAGACAGACAAAACUUAGCAACUAGUUGGUGAACAAUGUGAAGCAUUCAGAAGCUUAAGAGUCCAGAUAAUUCCCUCCAGAGACAAUAACAGCUGUUUCCUGUUUAAAAACUUAAGCUUUUUUACAUUUCAGAUCCAGUUCAAAUACUAAUUCAUGACUAAAUACCUGAAACCUGUCCACAAGCUAAAACACUGGAUGAACAUAAAACAUUAUUUCUUCUUAACAUCAGCUAUCAGCUUUUAGCUAUUACGUGAGCCCACAUAGAUCCUGUGUGCUUAUCCAAAAUACAUAAUACUAAUGCCUAAGUAAGUACCGGCUCAAAGAGGCAUGGCUGUAUUUUUUUUGUGUGAAAAAGAUGUCUAAGUAAAGAUAAUUUACUCUAAAAGGGGCAGUAACAAUAUUUUUCAACAGUAUUCAAAGUUGAAAUUUAAAUAUCUAAAAAAAAAGAAUAUAAAAUCAGACAAAACUACACUGUGUACAACUGUGUUUACAUAUCACCUGACAUCGCAACUCAUAACUCCGGCUUUGACAGAGCACACUGGGUUUUUGUUCUAACAGAGAUGCCCACAGCUGUGUGAGCAGAGCUGAAUCAACACUAAAUCUUUGGAUUAAAUGUGACAGUGAUGGUAAUGAAAGCAAAUACGCUGACAAGGAAAUAUGACUUCAACGUCUGUUUGGCAGCAUGAAAUUAUAUUUAUCCAACACUUGUCCAGAGUGUCUGUGUGAACUACAUGAAUUUGUCCUCCUGGUGAAACCCACCUGUCCUGAAGGUAUCAUGAUGGACUGUAUAUGUUAGCAGGAAUGGUUCUCCACAAGGUACAGCAUGUAUCAGCCCUACAGCACACGCUCUAGCGCACACCUCAGGUAAAUACAGUCUGCAAAUAUUUGCAGAUUCUCUUUCACAUAGAUACAAGACAUAUGAACUGCCUGAUAAGACACGUGCAAGAAAAAAAAAGGUCGCAGUCAUGAUACUUUUCCAACCAAGUAAAAUUUCAUGUUUAUAGAGUCCUGAACAGAAAACGUGAGAGAAACUCAUUUCAGUCUAGAAGACAAAACACUCCAUGGCAGCACAUUUUGUAAGUAACAUGACUCCACUAUUUGGCCUUGUACUGGAGGUGAUGUAGAUUUCUUUUGUUGUUGAUCUGUUUCUAUCUAGCAAAAAAUUACAAAAUCAGAAAAUAGAAAUUCAGAAACUCAUCUGUUGUACAUCCUUUUGCCCUUCAAAGUCUAAACUGACGCACUUAAUAUUUUGUCUGCCUGCACUUUUGGUCUAAAGCCACCAGGGGGCAGACAGUACAUAUCCCACACUUCAUAAAAGCCACAGCUUGGCUGCCAAAUCCACAUUUCUACAAACCACCUUCAACAUUUUACUCUAGCAAUGUUUUUGAAAGAAGAAAAUCUCAGAAUGAUGCUGGUCUGCUAAUGUGUGUGCCCCCCCCCCCUUCCGCUUUACAUGCAUAAGCUACAUACAGUAUAUACUACAUCUUCAAGACCUUCAAAGCCACAAUAAACACAUUUAUUCAUACACACGGCCUCAGCGAGAAUACAGGUACAGAUAAUACAGGCCGCUCUCCUCCAUCGCUCUGGGCCUGUGAAUUAUACAGGGUUGUUUUCGUUUCAGAAAUUGUCAAAAUAAAAAUUUCACAAAUUGAAUCAGAUCAUGGGAUCAUGUUUAAAUAUCUCACAACUGAAACAAGUUGUUCGCUUACGUCUCACGAGCUAAAAUCUCAUUUUAACUCGAGGAACAUUUGUAUGUAAACCCAACACAUUUUUGUUUGUUAGUGCAAAUCUAAGUGAACCAGUUAGUUCAUUUGUAAGAUAUAACAUAUAUAACAUUUCCAAAUCUAAUUUAAAGGGUUUGUUUGUUUUCCAAUUAGGUAGGCUAGACAAUGUUUGUGAUUCUAAAGCCUUUAUAAUACAGCUUUAGAAAAAAAAAUGUUGCACUCCAGGUUGAUGAUAUAUAUAUCAGUAAUAAACAGGAUGAGUCUCUCUCAGAGCCAAAAUGCUGCAGGAAACUGCUUUGAAUACUGACUUCUGAUUGUUCAAAGUUCAUAGAUUUCCAAUCUUGUUAAUUACAGCUGAAGAUUCUCAAUGCCCUCUCUGCUAAAAAGACAAAUGGUACAAGCUAAUACAACAACAAAUGCUCCCGACAGAUAAAACUUAAAGUGUACAUGUAGCAUUCAGGUUGAUCUUUUCUUGACAACUGCUGCUCACUGGGGAAUGUUCAACAAAAUGUGAGGAGUGCUUGUCAAAUUUCUAUAGCUCAUGACACUGAUCUGUACUCAUAGAACUAACCGGAAACAGGGGUUCCUAAUCAUUGUUACUUCUUUAUUUAUAUUUUUGAUCACAACUUGAUUAUUUUGUCAUUUUGCUUGAGGACAACAGUUUUAACCAUGAUCGUAAGUUAUUACUUCUCCAAGUCGAUGGUACUUAUCGUUUAUCUUCAGGUCGAGAGGAAUGACUUUUCGAAAUCCGAUUUGGAUAUCCUGAGAUGGUUAGAGGAAGAAAAUAAAAAAAGUUUGAUAUCAAAGAGUAACUUCAUCACUAUUCUCAAAUGAUGGGCUUAACGGGUUUGCCCACCCCCUGCUUGGUCUUGUAUUUCAUAAGCAAAAUCUUCCAAUCCCCCCAGUGAGGGAUCAUAUCCUUGUUGCUGCACUAGUGACUCAAUAUGCUUCAAACAAAGUGCUUCUCGGAACGUCUAACAGCAUUUGAAACACCCUAUUCGAUGGCGGAACCGAUUGGGGUCCUGUGUCUGACAACUUUCUGUAGCAGACAAUCCGACAAACUCAGACCUUACGUAAAAAUUGAUGUUUGGAGGUGUGAAAAUGUGCAGGGUUUGAACUGGGGGUGCCAGUUUUGCCUUUGACAGACAGACAAACAAGAGGCACUGUUGAAGUUUCAUGUCUCCACUGCACAGGUCAGCUUCUCUGUGAGGCUGUCUGAACAGACUUUUGUCUUUUGAGGCGUUUGAUGACAUCUUUUAUGACCUUGUUUGUUUGAAACAUACGAGAGACCUUAAGCAGUGACAAGUCGUUAAGAGGACUGAAAAUCACGAAGAAGAAGAAUUUAAAAACUAAAAAGAUAUGGCCAUUUGUCAUCUCAAGGUAACGACAUAAUCAAGUUGUGUUUGGGAGAAAUUUACCAAAAAAAAAAUUUACUAGCGCUUUCAGUCAAACUGAACUUUCAUAGUUAACAGUGCAGAAAAAUCCUGAAAAGUAAUCUCAUACAAAGCUUAUCUCAAAAAGACCUGAAAUACAACUGACAAAAAAAAAAAAAAAAA
Larimichthys crocea (large yellow croaker) is the source of this 6111-nucleotide messenger RNA. It is a transcript of the gene orai2, whose product is annotated as ORAI calcium release-activated calcium modulator 2. Gene Ontology annotation, molecular function: store-operated calcium channel activity. Bases 349 to 1152 code for a protein of 267 amino acids. Lineage: Eukaryota; Metazoa; Chordata; Actinopteri; Sciaenidae. The transcript has 3 exons. The record is from RefSeq and is a predicted model, not a curated record. Gene Ontology annotation, cellular component: membrane. Gene Ontology annotation, biological process: store-operated calcium entry.